This is a messenger RNA of Chara braunii, 1695 nucleotides long. Lineage: Eukaryota; Viridiplantae; Streptophyta; Charophyceae; Charales; Characeae. The record is from the annotation of a GenBank genome assembly.
GUGGUGAGGUCUGGAACCACUUACCCGGUUGUACACUUAUCACCAUGGUUGGGACCCGUAGUGGGUUAGAGACUAGCCCCUAUAGUAAGGAGCAGCAAGAAAAGAUGGCCGCCUUAGUCCAAGAGAACAGGGAGAGAAAAGAGCGUGAGAAGCAAGUGAAGCUAAAGGCUAUCGCAGACGAGCAGGCGGCGAAGAUGAAGAGAUUGGAGGAGGAGAUGAAGAGAGUACAACAAGAGGAGGAAGAAAGAGGAAAAGCUGCUGAAGCAGAAGCGGCAGCAGAAGAAGAGAAAGAGAGAAUUGAGGAUUGAGAGUGGAGACGGAAGCAGUGGUGGCACAAUGAAGGGGGAGACAGGUAUUGAGAUGGAGAAGAAGAUCAGCGAGUGGGUCGCUAAUUUAUCGUUGGGUGAAGAGGAGGAGGCAGAGUCCUAUGUAACUGAGGAUGAGAGGGCUGCGCUAGCCAGUGAGCUAGCAACAAUGACAGAUCCGAUGGAAAGGCGAGAAAGGGAGGAGGAGCAGAAAUUGGCAUGGAAGUUGACGAUGAAGCGAGAGAAGAAGAGGAGGAGAGAGGAAGUGAGUAAAAUGACUGCAGAGGUAGCGAAGGUGCAAGCGUGCAGGCAGGAGGUGUUGGCCCAGCCGGAUGAUAAGGCCAAGUGGGACAAGGUACAGGGGUACCUGGAAGUGUUGAGCAAGGCCUGGAUGGAAGAGCGCCAGGCUAGCUGGAGCCAAGAUGUAGCCUUGAGUGCAAUGCGUUCAGGGUUUAGAGACUUUGCGCGCGAGCUCGUCACCCAUAUUGGGGGCGAAGUCAAGCAAUUGAGAGACAAUGUAGGGAAGUUUUGUGAGGGCGCCAUUCAGGGUGCCAAAGCUGUAGCUGCUGUAGAGGGAGAGGCCAGACCCCGUAAGGACCUAGUGAAACUUAAGUUCCCAGAUGCGUACGGGGGAAAGAAGGAAGAAAACUUUGACAACUGGGAAGCCAGUGUCAAUAGUUAUAUUUACUUACAACACAUCCUGAUUGAGGAACAAGUCCUCGUGGCCUUCCAGGCCCUCAAAGAUGAAGCGGCUAGUCUCGCCAGGUCUCUUGCGCGUACAGCCGGUUGUGAAAACAACCUGGUUGCAUAUUCCAAAGUCACCCCUCUUUCCCAAUUCCUCAAGCUCCUCAAGGACAAAUCUCAACAGGCCGGCAUCACAUAUGAUGCAUUCAGUAGGGAAGUCGUCCUGUAUGAGUCAAAGUCUAUGCCAGUUCCCACCUUCUGGCACAAAGACUUGGAGAAGGGAAAGGGGUGGAAAGGGCGUACCAUCUCUAGCCAAAUCAAGGCCAAGGAUCAUAUGAUCCUUACCUUAGAGGAAGGUGGUACAAACGAGGUUCCUAUAAUCAGAUCGAGUGGGGCCUCGAGGAUGAUGGCAGUAGUGUGGGGAAAGGGAGGUCCUAUGCUGCUGUCGCGGCUGGAGGGAGGCCGCAAGGUAGAGGAGGAGGCCAAGGCCAAUGGGAGGCCGGGGACCGGGAGCGCAAAGGGUUGGCGGCCAAGGAAACCACCAAGCAGGAGGUAGGGGUCAAGGUCCCCCGUUAAAUCGCCAGGGUAAUCGGUCCCCACAUCAAGGAGGUGGAAGAGCACCUCAAGGAGGAUGGCACCCAGGGUUUCCACAGGGCAGGCCCUGGGAAGACUUGGGCUUGGACCAGCGAUUAUGGCAGGAACGCGU